Messenger RNA from Choloepus didactylus (southern two-toed sloth), 3109 nucleotides. It is a transcript of the gene GJA1, whose product is annotated as gap junction protein alpha 1. The coding region runs from base 212 to 1360 and encodes 382 amino acids. The record is from RefSeq and is a predicted model, not a curated record. Gene Ontology annotation, cellular component: connexin complex. The transcript has 2 exons. Gene Ontology annotation, biological process: cell-cell signaling; heart development. NCBI's taxonomy places the organism in Eukaryota, Metazoa, Chordata, Mammalia, Pilosa, Megalonychidae. Gene Ontology annotation, molecular function: transmembrane transporter activity.
UAGAAAAACGCUUUUACGAGGUAUCAGCACUUUUCUUUCAUUAGGGGGAAGGAGUGAGGAAAGUACCAAACAGCAGCAGACUUUUAAACUUUAAAUAGACAGGUCUGAGUGCCUGAACUUAAUUUUUCAUUUUACUUCAUCCUCCAAGGAAUUCAAUCACUUGGCGUGCCUACUUCACUUCUUUUAAGCAAAAGAACGGCACCCAGGCAACAUGGGUGACUGGAGUGCCUUAGGCAAACUCCUCGACAAGGUUCAAGCCUAUUCCACAGCUGGAGGGAAGGUUUGGCUCUCCGUCCUAUUCAUUUUCCGAAUCCUGCUACUGGGGACAGCAGUCGAGUCGGCUUGGGGUGAUGAGCAGUCUGCCUUUCGUUGUAACACUCAACAACCUGGUUGUGAAAACGUCUGCUAUGACAAGUCUUUCCCAAUCUCUCAUGUGCGCUUCUGGGUCCUGCAGAUCAUAUUUGUGUCUGUACCCACACUCUUGUACCUGGCCCAUGUGUUCUAUGUGAUGCGAAAAGAAGAGAAACUGAACAAGAAAGAAGAGGAACUCAAAGUUGCCCAAACUGACGGUGUGAAUGUGGAUAUGCACUUGAAGCAAAUUGAAAUAAAGAAAUUCAAGUAUGGGAUUGAAGAACACGGGAAGGUGAAAAUGCGAGGGGGCUUGCUGCGGACCUACAUCAUCAGCAUCCUUUUCAAGUCCAUCUUUGAGGUGGCCUUCUUGCUGAUCCAGUGGUACAUCUAUGGAUUCAGCCUGAGUGCAGUCUACACUUGCAAAAGAGCUCCCUGCCCACAUCAAGUAGAUUGUUUCCUCUCUCGCCCAACAGAGAAGACCAUCUUCAUCAUCUUCAUGCUGGUGGUGUCCUUGGUGUCUCUUGCACUGAAUAUCAUCGAACUUUUCUAUGUCUUCUUCAAGGGCGUUAAGGAUCGGGUGAAAGGAAAAAGUGAUCCUUACCACGCUACCACCGGUCCGCUGAGCCCCGCCAAGGACUGCGGCUCUCCCAAAUAUGCUUAUUUUAAUGGCUGCUCCUCCCCCACUGCUCCACUCUCGCCCAUGUCUCCUCCCGGGUACAAGCUGGUUACUGGAGACAGAAACAAUUCUUCCUGCCGCAAUUACAAUAAGCAAGCCAGUGAGCAAAACUGGGCCAAUUACAGUGCAGAGCAAAAUCGAAUGGGGCAGGCAGGAAGCACCAUCUCUAACUCCCACGCACAGCCUUUUGAUUUCCCUGAUGAUAACCAGAAUUCUAAAAAACUAGCUGCUGGACAUGAACUACAGCCUCUAGCCAUUGUGGACCAGCGGCCUUCCAGCAGAGCCAGCAGUCGGGCCAGUAGCAGGCCCCGACCUGAUGACCUGGAGAUCUAGAAUACCUGCCCCAGAGCAUCCAACUUCCGCUCCACAGUGGAAGGGGAGAAAAGGUGCCAUAGAAAGGGCACCUUAGGUGUGAAUUUUGUUCCAGUGGAGGUGGUACUCAAAAGGCCUCAGUAAGAGGCUUAGAAUACACACAUUAGAAUACAGGGGUUCAUUGGGGUUGUCUGGUAUAGGCGGUGGACAGGGAGGCAUUAAGGGAGGUACACGUUGCUAUUUAAUGUAGACGAUUCAAAGAACUUAAAUUCUAAAUAAAGUUGCAUUAGGUGAUAGAUGGGUAAGGGCUUCUUCUCCCCUGCACCCCUUCCCUUCCCCCCCCACCCCACUCCCACCCCCGCUAGAGUGGUUUAGGGUAUAUGAAAGAGUGGGUGGUAGUUGUUUUACCAUGAACUGAAAUAACUUGCCAGAAGAAAUACUUGCUGAACCGAUUUUAUUUCUUUUCAACAAGAAAAAGAUAAGAGGGUUGUCCUAGGUCCCUGCUAAAACAUUCCAUUGUUAAAGUUUGCACUUUGAAGGUAAGCUUUUCUAGGUCUGCCCCUCCAGGUGUCAGUGGACUCGUGCUACAAUUUUUUUCUUGGUGUCGGCUAAAUGUUCAGAGGAGGCCCACAGAAAGACUUUCCUUGCACUGGCAAAUCUCAGCCAGUCCUAUGUACAUUCUCUUUUACAUCCACUUGCAUUAUAGCAUUACCACCACGUCCUGUCAUCAUUCCUCAGCUAUUUACAUUCAUUUAAUGAUCUCUGUAAGCAUUUUAAAAACAGUUUGGAAGUCACUUAAUAUUUUUUUGAGUUAGUGUCAGGGAGGCAAGCCAUGCUUGGUAGUUAACAAUCACUUGUAGUAUAUGUGUGUUUGUGUGGAAGAAGUAUGUCUAAUUUGUUAUAUUGGUACAAGCAGAUGCAGUAUAAACUCACAAACACAGAUUAGAAAUUAAUGCACACACAGUGUUCAAAUUUGAACCAUUUUCAUAGAUUUUUUUGUGGUGUGGGCCAAUACGGUGUUUACAUUAAAUGAUUCCUGCUGUGCAAGUAAAGCACACUUCUUCCCCUCUUCCCCCCAAAAUGAGUUUUCCCCGCGUAUCCUAUUGUGGAUAUUGAUUUAGUUGAUUAUGGUUCUUUUUCCCUUUUUUUUUUUCUUCUUUUUUAGAAUAUAGCAGUGAUGCUAUGGCUGACGGAUGAUUUUUUUCUGAAAUGUAAUCAUUGAUGCUUGAAUGAUAGAAUUUUAGUACUGUAAACAGGCUUUAGUCAUUAAUGUGAGAGACUUAGAAGAAAUGCUUAGAGUGGACUCUUAUGUGUGCCUACAUGAAUUUUGCAGUAACUGGCAUUGGUUUUAUCCUUUUCACACCUUAAUCCAGAACUUGUACUCUGUUAUGAGUUUGGCAAUCCUUUGGAGUGGCCAGCAACUUUGAUGUUUGCACUACAGUUUUAUUUGGAAUGCAAGAGAGGUUGAAAGAGGUCUCAGUAGUACACAUGUAACUAAUUUAUUUGAAAUAUAUGCUAAAGAAAUUGACCAUUUCUUCAAAUACCAUUUUUAAACUCAUCACAGAUGAUUGGUGAAAUAGUGAAUAUCAUGCUUUUCUUCCUGAAGUCAGCAACAUAAACACUUUUGUACAAUGAGAAAGACUAAUUUGUUUGACAUUCCAUGUUAAACUACUGUCGUGUUCAGCUUCAUUGCAUGUAAUGUAGUCCAUCGGAUCAUGUGUUCUGGAGAGUAUUCUUUAUUCAAUAAAGUUUUAAUUUAGUAUAAAGAUA